AUUAAGUUCCCUUAUUCAUUCAUCGGUGAAGCUGCACCAUGCUGCCCGCGACCUUUAAGCUGUUCGCUGGCAUUUCCUACAGACACACGAGGAACAUGACGGGCCUGAGGAGGAACGCCAUGAUGGCCAUCCACCAUGAGCUGAGCAAACUGUCCGGGCCUGGACCGAGCGCCUGGGUCAGCCACAUCCGCCGCCGCAGCUCACUGCUCUGCAGUAGAAUACAGGAAGAGACCCUGAGUGAAUCGGAGCAGUGUUUUGUACAGCAGGGUCAGGAGGCGCUUCAGAAAUCCAUCAGCAUCCUCAGCGACCCCGACGGCUGGCAGACUGAAAUCGAGACUUUAAAUGGAGAUAAGGUGCUGAGUAAGGUUCUUCCGGACGUUGGGAAGGUCUUCAAACUGGAGGUUCUUCUGGAUCAGCAGCCUGAUGAGCUGUACGGGGAGCUGGUGGGGAACAUGGAGCAGAUGGGCGAGUGGAACCCCAACGUUAAACAGGUCAAGAUCCUGCAGAAGAUCGGUCAGGACACCAUGGUGACCCAUGAGAUGUCAGGGGAUACCCCGGGGAACGUUGUGGGCCCGCGGGACUUCGUCAGUGUGCGAUGUACUAAACGAAGAGGAUCGACAUGCUUCCUAGCCGGGAUGUCCACCAAGCAUCCCAGCAUGCCUGAGCAGAAGGGCUUCGUCAGGGGGGAGAACGGACCUACCUGUAUUGUACUGCGGCCAAGCGCGGAAAAUCCUGACAAGACGAAGUUCACCUGGUUACUCAGUUUAGAUCUGAAGGGCUGGAUCCCCAAAACAGUGAUCAACAGGGUUCUAUCUCAGACUCAGGUGGACUUCGCUAAUCACCUCCGAACCAGAAUGACCAACAGCGGCGGCGCGGAGGCCGUCAUGGCCUGCUGACGUCACACGCCAUGAGCAGGCUCCUAUCGGGGGUUAAACUCCUCCUACAUUACUGCCACGCCCACCCAAUAACAAAUAUUCUGACUUCAGUACGAGACUCUCAGUAUCUUAUCUUACGUUAUGUGGUAGAUGGAAACACAGAUUGUUUAUUUCCAUGUUUGAGUUGAAAUGUUUUUUUUUUCUGUAGCUGCUAAACAGAGACUAUACUGGCUUACAUGACAUUAUUAUUAUUUUUAUUAUUAUUUAACUAAGCUACUUAUGCUUUCGUAAAGCACUCAGAUGUAAAACUUUGAUUCAUUUAGCUGCUCUAAUGUAAUCUUCCUUGGCUGAUAACUAUUAGGAAUCAUUAUUUAAUCAGCAUAUACAAUCAUCACCUGUUUCUUCUGUAUGUUUAUGAGGGCUCUGAACCAGAGGAGAAGUAAAACGUUUUGGGUGAAAACAACAAUAACAAUCAAAUUGAAGCUAAAUUAAUUAAAACCCAGAAUAAUGAAUGAGGGUUGAAUUAAUUUGGGUUCUCCUCUGGUUUCAGAGUCCUCUCUGUCUUUGUCUAAACAAUGCAUAUUUAUUAAGUGUCUGUAACUGCAUCACCCUGCAUGAUGAUGUCAGUUAUGUAAACUAAAUAACCAAUAAAACUUUA
This is a messenger RNA of Trichomycterus rosablanca, 1533 nucleotides long. RefSeq names its product steroidogenic acute regulatory protein (gene star). Gene Ontology annotation, cellular component: mitochondrion. Lineage: Eukaryota; Metazoa; Chordata; Actinopteri; Siluriformes; Trichomycteridae. The record is from RefSeq and is a predicted model, not a curated record. The transcript has 7 exons. Gene Ontology annotation, molecular function: cholesterol binding; cholesterol transfer activity. The coding region runs from base 39 to 896 and encodes 285 amino acids. Gene Ontology annotation, biological process: regulation of steroid biosynthetic process; steroid biosynthetic process; intracellular cholesterol transport.